GAAGCAUACAUAAUGCAUUUAACUCUUUAAAAAAGCUCUCACUCGUCUAAUUUAGAUGAGCGGAUAUGAACCAAGCCUUCAUAACAAAGGCGUGAGAGUAUAAACACCGAUGGCCGGAGAAGAGAUUGAAGACGCUGAUUUAUUCGGAAAGCUACCUGAGGAAAUCAUAGAAGAAGUUGUUUCGCUUAUUGGGCCUAUGGAGGCAUGCAGGCUCUCUGUGGUGUGUAAAAGGUUUCUCUCGGCGGCGGAAUCAAACACCGUGUGGGAGAGAUUUUUGCCCUCUGACUAUCAACAAUUUCUUGAUCGGGCGGAUUCUUUACCCAACAUCAAAUUUGCUCACAAGAAAGAUGUCUUUCUCUUUCUCAUUGGUAAUCAUGUCAUCUUUGACGGGAAUACUCUGUGCUUCUGGUUACACAAGAGGAGCGGUAAGAAGUGUUUCCUUGUAGCUGCUUCAUUUACAGGUGGUGUUGAAGAAUAUUUCUUGAAUCCAGGCUGGUGUACAAGAUCUGAAAAAUCAAGAUUUCAAAAUCAAAUUACUGAAUGCAACAAUCUUUUAUUGUUUGAAAUUCGCGGAAAGAUAAGCACCUGCAUGUUAUCACCAGAUACGACCUAUGCAAUCUAUCUUGUCUUUCAUUCCCCAAUUAUUGAUGAAUAUUUUAAUGAACCUGUUGAAGUUUCCAUAGGGAUUGAUGGUGUGGAAAGCAUUAAACAGAAUGUUUGUUUGAACCCGCAUAAGAUGAGGUCAGAAGGGGAUGAUGAUCUCCAAUAUCCGCAACAGAGAAAAGAUGACAGGUUUGAAGUUAGAUUAGGAGAAUACUUUAACAGAGGAGGGGAGGAGAUGAAUUUGGAGAUCACUAUGACAAAAAACAGUGAGAUUCCUAAGACUGGACCUGGUGUUGAAGGCUUUGAAUUUCGACCAAAGGGCAGCUAAUGCAGGUGUGCAAUAAAAUGGGGAUUCCGGAAGCAGGGCCAGGAAGCUUAUAUCUCACAUUGCCAAAUACGCUAGGUUGUAAUAUGUAUCUUUUAAGACUGAAUACCGACAAGGGUCCGAAGUUAGCAUGGUAACAUGCUUUCACAAUCCAGGAAACAGGAGUUAAUUAAAAAGCGUUACUGAGUCCGUACCCACUUAUGCUAUGAGUGUUUUCAUCUUACCCACCAAAAUCUGUCAGAGAUAUGAAGAGAUUGAUGGGAAAAUUUUGAUGACCAACCUGCUGCAUCAAAUGGAAAGGGUGUCCACCGGAUGAGUUGGAACUGUUUGUCAGUUCUUAAGUACAGGGGUUGCACGGGGUUCCUAAAGUUGAAGGACUUUAAUUUGGCACUUCUUGGAAGACAAGGGAGUUUAUUGUAUAGGAAAGGCUCAUUAGUUGAAAUUUAAGGCUUGAUAUUACCCUCAAGAAUCUUUUAUGAGGGCGAGGUUAGGGUCCAAUGGAAGCCACACAUGGAGUACUACUUGGGAAGAUAGAGACUUU
Molecule: messenger RNA, 1469 nt
Organism: Daucus carota subsp. sativus
Lineage: Eukaryota; Viridiplantae; Streptophyta; Magnoliopsida; Apiales; Apiaceae
Product: putative F-box protein PP2-B12
Exons: 5
Coding region: 110-931 (273 amino acids)
Molecular function (GO): protein binding
Source: RefSeq, a predicted model, not a curated record